CUCUUCGUCAUCACCGACUGACUGACGCCGCUUUUUUCGAGGAUCGCCCAUUGAGGUAGGAAAGAGGGUAUGGAUAGAUUGAGAAGAGACAUUUCUACUUUGGGUUUUACGAACGACGGCGACAGCGACGACAAUAGGGACGAGAAAAUUCACCUUACCGCUCCAAAUCUGAAGUUGCGCCUUUCUGGGAGAGGGAACCUGCGGCAGUUGUGCGCCAAUGCGCUUGUCCUGUGUUAUUAUAACGCUGUGAACAUAUACCACCACCACUUCACCGACAACACUUCUCUGGCUCUUCUAUUCUCUGGCUAUUGCGCCCUGGGGCUUUCAAUUACAGCGCUGGUGCUUUUCCGAUUCUUGCUUGCUUUUCUUGCUGAUCGCGAAAAUCCACACCGAGUUACCCAUAGCGAUCUUGCGAUCUCACAUCCUUGAUUGACAAUUCGACUGAUACUAUAACGCGAAAAUCCACACCGAGUUACCCAUAGCGAUCUUGCGACCUCGCAGAUACCCAAACCUAGAAGCGCGAACAACAGAGAUACAAUUGAUCAAGAUCGACUCACACAUGGCAGCACAGGCAUGAGCCCGCGAAACACCUGAACACGCCCACACAAUGGUCCGGCUACCCUCCGGUCUCACGGCUCUCUCAGCCAACGACGUCGGCCUCUACCACACCACCGACCCCCUACUCUCGAACCUCCCCCUUCUCAUCUUCCACGGUGCCUCCACAACCACAAAUGCCACCCUCAGCUCCUCCCGUAUCCAGAUCCACGUCCUCAGCGCUGCCGGCUUCACCAGUUACCCGCGCCUCACCGUCUCGCCCAACUCGCCCCUAUACGAUGUCGUCAAUGCGCUGCCGCGCGAAUGGCAGGGCGACGAGGUCUGUCGGGGCCUGGCGUUCGGGCUGAUGAAAUACUUUGAGGAGAUGCCGCCGGCGGUCAAGACAGCGCUGAUUGUGCAGUCUUCAAACACGCGGGGCAGAAGGCCGGGCUCCGUGCCGACCUUGUUUGGGAGGCAGCAUGCCGCGAAUCUGGCGAGCAGCCUUGUCAAGGUGGAUAAUGUGGCGGGGGUUAUUGCGGAUCUGGAGGCUGGGAUGCAGUCGCAGGCUCUCAGUCAUAUUGAUGUUGAUGUUGUGCUACCUCCGGGAUCGAUCACCUCUUUGCCAGAAGUUCAAGGUGAAGACGUCGACGAUGAGGCUGGAGAUUCUACACAUCUUCAGUAUGGGCCGUAUGCGCCACUCGUCAGGCAGUUUGGCGAACCAGCUUUCAUCCCAACCUCAAAACUUCGCCGGGCCCCGUCGAAACCUACGUCGCUGAACCGUUCAAAGUCGUUUCUCAAGAACCAGAAAAUGUCACUCCGUCGCGAGAUGGGUGAACUAGUCGACACGGAAGAGCGAUAUGUUAUCAAGGUGCAUGAACUGGUCAACAAUAUUGCCGACGAAUUCAGGGCCAAAGCAAGGAAGAAGGCUGUUGGAAGCGCAAGCCCCACCGAGAAAGACCUACAGAAGCUCUUUCCACCUUCGCUGGACAAGAUUCUACAAGUUAAUAAGGGGUUCCUGGCUGCCAUACAAAAAUGCAUGGACGAGUCGGAAGAAGAAGCGAUGCAAGAUCUUGAGAACGAUCAGCCAACAUUCUCCAGGCCGCGCUAUGGCGGGACUGGACGUCCAAAGGACCCAACAGGAGCGACUGGUUUUGCAAAGGUGCUGCUCGAGUGGUUCCCUCAAUUUGCAGACUGCUACCAGGAUUAUAUUCGCGCCAGCCAAGAAUUCCCACAGCUUAUUUCCACUUAUGCGAGACAGCAAUCGAGUUUCUCUCAACGGGUCCAGCAGACGGGAGAGCAAAAGCUUCGGUCUUCUAUCAUCGAACCGGUGCAGAGACUCCCUCGAUACAGCCUUUUCAUUGACAAUAUUGUCAAUUACCUCCCUCUUACUCACCCAGCCUUACAGUCUAUGCUUAAGGCUAGAGAUAUUAUCACAUCCAUUUGCUCGCUGGAUUCGCCCGAUGCGGAUAACACACUGACAGUAAAGCGACUUAAGUUGCUGGUAGAUAAAUGGCCAACUUGUGUCUUCAAGGGCCGACUCAUUUCGGCGGUGGACUUUGUCGAGCUCUCACCUCCGUACCUUUCAAUCGCAAACACACUUACAAAUACCCCUGGUGUUCUUCUACUCUUUGCAGACACCCUUAUAGUCUGCCGGAAAGCUGGUGGCAGCAAUAUCUCUGCCCGGGGUGUGAUGGCUGAAGUUGAUAAGCCGCCUACUGCUAGUAUGGUUGCCUCUGCCACGGGCGCGGGAGAGCCACGCCCGUCACCAGAACUUCAUCUCGUCAGCUACCACACUUUUAGCGAUGUUCGUUUUACAGAGGGCCAGGAUGGACGGGUCACAUGGAUGACAUUAUCUGCUACCCUUGACAAACAGCCUAACGCACUGCCCACGAGGAGGGCGUUCCUUCUUCAGGGUUCAUAUGAAGGCAAAGCCUCUAAAUGGACCGACGAAUUCACCAAAGCGAGGGUUGAAGGCAGGUUUGCCGAAAAAGAGCGCGAAUCAGAUAAAUGGUCGCUGCGUAAUGUCAACUCGAAGGAGACGGGACUGAAUAUAUAUGCGGCUGUCUUUGAAGAAGGCAUCGAUACGCUGGUUGAAGGUCGUAAGGAGCCUGCACCUAUUCGUAUCGUUGUUGACCAUGAGCGCGGAACUAAGGGAGCACCGGUGGGCCACUAUGGUGUUGAAACUGUUGUCAAUGUGACAGUCGUUAAGGGAAAGACCAGUGCUCCUUAUCAUCUCAAAUUUGAGGGUUUGAAUGACCUGAAUUUCAACGACCUUGCGAAUGACUCGUCAUUUAUGUCUGUCUUCACCAAACGAGUCGAAACCUUACUACAGAUUCAUUAUAGCCCCAAGAACCCGGCGUUGACCACUUCGUUCAUUCUGUGCUAUUCGAGUAUUCUCAAUUCUCUCAGCCUGCAAGUGGAUAAUGACAAGGCGAAAUACUACCGUUCUCCCUCGCCAGUCAAGAUUCUUUCCAGCUUCUUGACCGGUGGCGGGUCAAGCUUAUCAGACGCCCCAAAACACAAGCGCACUCCUACCCUGGGUAGUAUUCCUAACUUCACGGCACCAUCGCUGUCCAGGUCGAGCAGCAAGAAAGAGAUGGAUUCCAGUGUCACCAGUACCAACAGUAGUUUCAAAGCUAGCUUUGACGAGUCAACUACUGCCAAUCCUCUUGUUAAACUUGAAGAGACGUUUACAGGGUAUAUUAUCGCAUUGCAGUCGCGAAAAGGCAAUAUCAUCGGCAGGAUCCUGCGAAAUAGAUCCGGAGCAGAUGAGCUCAGUGUCAAUGCUCUGUAUAACAAGUUCAUCGAAAAUCCAUUUGACGCGAGAGCUUCCUUUGAGGCAACGAUUGACGUCUUAUUUUCUGCGUUUGAAAAAUUCACGCGGAUGGCUUGGAAGGACCAGAUGGGCCCUGUUAUUUCGGUGCAGACGCUGCAGGCCCUCCAAGAAAAGGCUUCGAAACUAUUUCCUGGCGACUUUGCAGAUUAUAUCAAGCUCCUCUUUGGGGACAUGGCGCCCCAAAAUAGACGUGCUUUCGUGGCUAUUAUCAAGCUCCUCGCUGACCUCUUGGAAGGCUGUGGAAAUGAUGGCGAUCGAGGUGCUCUUACUGCUUCUUUUGCUGAGCUUCUGGUUCCCGACAAUAAUCCACAUAGCUAUAUUAACCUACUUGAUCGGUUAGUGGAGGAUGCGGAUCGCCUUUUUGAGGACCUCGGUGUCGGUGCGAGCAAUGGCUAUAAUACUCCAAUGGACGGAUCCAUGACUUCGCGAACCCAAGGAUCUGUGACAUCUAACACAUCCCUGAGGAAACGCUUUGGUCUCGACUCACUUCUGCGCCAAAAUAGCAAGCGCGAAGAUGAUAGCAAGCCCUCCAUGUGGCGCACAUUGAGCAAGACAGCUCGCAGUACAGCCACAGGAGAGCAAAUGGAUGGUAAUAUCUCCAAGGGCCGUUUGCAUCGCUCACGAUCAAUCGAAUCCGAUUCGCGAUUAGGAACCCCAAAACGACCUGGUUCGCGUGACAGACCGACUGUGCUUGGCGCAUUCGAUGACCAGCGCCCGAAUAGUUCUCAUACUCCGAGUAGGCUGAGCACUAUUGGACAAUCUCCACCACCGGCACCCGAUGCCGUGGAUAAAUCUCUGAAGAAGAAGAGGCGCAGUUCGUUGUCCGACCUGAAGGCUCUCCUGGCCAAUGCGACGUUAGACUCGCCGUCCUACCCAUUGUCAUCCAGGAGGACAAACCAGCUGGCCCAACCAGCACCAGUCUCCCCCAGAACUCCGUCACCAACCAAGCUCCCCAGUCGCGCGCUCGCGUUUAACGGUUCUCCCAAACAGAAAGAGAACGCAAAUACCAGAGUCUCACCAGCGCGUAACAUCGGGAAUCUUACCGAGCGUCCUCACAAUGUCCAAUCUGGCGACACUGUAACCAUCAAAGAUCUUUGGUCCGUGCCUUCGAAAUCUCCCCCGAAGUCAGCUGCAAAUUUGGCAUCCAACAUCCCCACACUCAAAGGCAGCCCUCGUCCUCUAUCUCUAGCUCUCGCUCCCGCGCCCGUCUUCGGCACCCCAGCAUUUAGCGAGCCUACCAAGCCCCGCAAAGAUGCUGGCCCGACCAACAUCCCCAGCCCGACCAAGUCGCCGCAGAAACUUCGUCUCCAGAGCGCGCAGAAACUGCGCGAGCGGCUCCAGAGCGAAGCCAAGGCUAUUGGCGAGGCAGAGGCAGGAUUACAAUCUGAGUUGGCGAAGAUCGGGGCCGAGAUGGCGAAGCUGAGCGGGUCGCCUGUGCGUGGCACCCCGUCAUCAUCAUCGGGGUCGGAGUUACGGCGGAUCUCAGAGAGCGUGCGCGCGCUCGAGAGUCGGAUCCCAGUCUUGAUGAAGGACCUCGAAGGGCGCAACGCUGCUGUGCAAAAAGAGCUGGAUCGUGGGCUUGUUGUAUCGGAAGAGAAUGCGAAGGGACUAGACCAGCUGUAUCGCGAGGUUAGUGCCGAGAAUGAGAUUCUGUAUGAGCGGUUUAAUGGAGAGUUAGGCCGGAUCGUGAAGGCGUUGAAGGGGAAAGGGAGAGAGGAGCGGGAGGAGCUCCUGAAGAAGGUUAAGGAGUCGAGUGAGGAGGCUGCGGCGGUGAGGAAGGAGAAUGCAAGGUUGAAGAGGGACGUUGUGGGGCUGAAGGCGCUUGUGAAGGGGUCGGCGUUGUAGGUGGUGUUUGAUUUCGGAUGGGAUGGGAUGGGAUGAAGGUGUAUAGAUUAUGAUGGGAUGCACGGGAGUAUGUAUGCUACGUGAUGGUCGGUACUGGGCGGGGAUUGUUCUGGUCAACUAGGGAGAGUACCAAUAAAAUAUUUGACAAAACUAAACUGAUGU
Pseudogymnoascus destructans is the source of this 5377-nucleotide messenger RNA. RefSeq lists its product as uncharacterized. Gene Ontology annotation, molecular function: guanyl-nucleotide exchange factor activity. The record is from RefSeq and is a predicted model, not a curated record. Lineage: Eukaryota; Fungi; Ascomycota; Leotiomycetes; Thelebolales; Thelebolaceae. Bases 608 to 5215 code for a protein of 1535 amino acids. The transcript is spliced from 2 exons.